AUAAAACGGUCCUCCGCCCGCCUCCUUACGCAUUCCGGCGCUCUCACAUUCGCAACAUCAAAACGAGACACCCAGCGGCACUGCAGCGAGACGCUUUCCAAGCCAUGUGCCAAAGCACGAGGGAGGCACUGCGGCGCUGUAUGACGCCUCUGAGUAGAUGCGAUACGCAGAGGCCGGACGAGUCGUUUCCGCGCCAAAGGGUGCAAGAUCUCUUCGAAGCCGACGACGGCCAGCGGCUUCGAGAGUUGGCCGGCUGCAAGUGCGGUGUCUUCCGAGGAUGCGCUUCGCGUCAGAGUCCGGCCUUUGACGAAAACAUCAUACGUGGUGUGCGCGGAAUCGGAUAUGAGGAAGGGGAAACGUAUCUUGUCGUUCUUGCGUUCCUUUGCUUCGUCGAGCGCAUGGACCUCAUCCACAGGUUCGUCGAGAAGAGCUACUCAGAUCAGUGGCUUCACGAACAUCCGCUCGAACGCCAGCAACUCGAUGAACUGUUCUCGUCUCCGGAAUCGGAUGGUCAGACGUACUCAGCUCACAUUGAGUUCGACUUCUUUCGGUUUUUCCUGCCGACCAUCCACGGCCCGGAAAGGCAGCAGAAGUUUCUUUCCAUGCAGACGUUGCCGCUCAAGAUUAUGGAAAGGAAAGGAGGAGGAGGGUAUGGCGUCGUUUACCAGGCCAAGAUGCUGGAUGGCGGCUAUUGCAAGUUCGUUGAUGUGAAGGAUGGACUUUUUGCGUUAAAGCGGUACACGAAUCCGGUCGUGAGCGAUGCCGAAGCCGAUUGGGAGAAAGAAUGGCGCAAUAACGUAGUGUACAACAAGCACCCGCACAUCAACCCGAUCCUUGCGUCGAUUGCCCACGGAGACGUGUACAUGAACUUCUACUCCCUCUGCGAAGGCGAUCUCCAGAGGUUGUUCGCAAAGGAUCCCAGCCCGGAAGACCACGGAGCAAAGUCGAUUUGGCGUCAAUAUAUGGGGUUAUUGUCGGCGCUCAACUACAUCCACUGCAGCCAGCCCACCCAGUUUGGCUAUCACUUCGAUAUCAAGACAUUGAAUAUCUUGGUCCUGUUGGGGAGGUGGAUGAUCGCAGACUUGGGUCUGUUACACCGCAAGAAUAACGAGAGCGGAAUGCUAUCUGCAACGCCGAGGAGGCCCGGAUGCCAGGAAUUCGGGGGCCCAGAGACGAAGGUGACGCGGAAGUUCGAUGUCUGGGGGAUCGGCUGCGUGGGUUGUAUCGCGCUUGUAUGGCUGAGAAAGGGGGCCCGCGGCGUCGAGAAUUUCAGAGAAGACCGGAGGCAGGAGGUUGUGCAGAUGGGGAUGACCAGUAUCCUCUACAACUUUUACUGCGAGACACCUAGCGGCCCCCAGCUCCACAAAGAGGUCGACAAGCUUCUGUUGGAAGCAUCCGACGAGGAUGAUCUUUCAAAGGGCGUUGCUGGGAUCUUGAGGGACAUGCUGUCCAUCGAGGUGGAUGCUCGCCCUACCGCAAAGGAGGCCGAGGAGCGGCUCGCGAAGGUGCUGGGCGUUGAGCCGUUGGAUGUUCCAAAACUGCCGCUAGGGUUCCAAAGUCAGCCGGCGUCGGCGCAGUUAGCCGUACCGGGCGGUGUUCUGGGACCCGUCAAGCCGCUUCACUCACAAGCACAAAGCAUCGGCGACGAAGUCAUCGUCUCGGUUAAGCUUCCCAGCAUGGAACAUCCAGGAGCAAGUGUUGAGUUCACCUUUUCGCCAGGAACCGGCGACGAACCGUUAUCCUCAGUCACCGUCAGCACCACGCCAACGUUUUCCAUGGCCGAAUCCGUACCCGUGCCUGGCUGCCUCACGCAGCGUUCCCAAGAUCCACCCCACGAGCACGCCAUGCGUAUGCCCGGCGAGUGGCCCUACGAAGCCGAUCACGACUACGAUGCAGCUUCUGUGGAACCGUCAGGAUGCUCACUUGGAACCCCGCAGUGGCCGUUUUCGAGCGUCACGAUGGCUUGCAAUCUCCUGUUGAGGAAGGUUCGGUUGAGACGUCAGUCGACACAACACAGCCCGAAAUCUAUCGCCGCGGCCAGCGGCGUGGACCCUUGAGGAUGAGGGACAGUGAUUCCGAGGAGAGUUGAGCGUCCUGGACGUGGAGCCGACACGAUGCGUGUGUUGAUGGAUUGGUUUUCAAACGAUCGAUUGAUUGGUUGGUGUGUGUCUCGGUAUACAAAGAAGGACCACAAGAGAGUCUGCUUCUCCGCUGCCCGUCUCCUCCCACUACGCCAAGAAAACUCUAAAAGUUCGACGCCCAUCCAACCCUCCACGACGUCUACAUAAAAUCCUAGGACAAAGGAUUAAUAUUGGACGGGGCCCAUUUUCAACCACCGGGUCCGAUACAGCAACCCGAAAGUAUCGAGAGAAAAAAAACUAAAGAUCAUGGAAAGACCUUCAUAACUACUGUAUAGUGAAGGGGGAGGGGGGGGG
This is a messenger RNA of Tricharina praecox, 2435 nucleotides long. RefSeq names its product kinase-like domain-containing protein. NCBI's taxonomy places the organism in Eukaryota, Fungi, Ascomycota, Pezizomycetes, Pezizales, Pyronemataceae. Gene Ontology annotation, molecular function: ATP binding; protein serine/threonine kinase activity. Gene Ontology annotation, biological process: peptidyl-serine phosphorylation; peptidyl-threonine phosphorylation. The record is from RefSeq and is a predicted model, not a curated record. The transcript is spliced from 4 exons. The coding region runs from base 105 to 2057 and encodes 650 amino acids.